AUGGCGCAAAAGGCAUCUCAGACGAUCCCCAGCAAGACGCAUACCCGCGCAGAGGUUGCAUCGCAUAACACUGAGGACGAUGUGUGGUGCAUCAUCGACCACAAAGUUUACGACCUGACAGACUUUCUCGAUGCCCAUCCCGGUGGCAAUGUCGUUCUGCAACAGGUCGCCGGCCAGGACGCCACGACGGCCUUCUACAACCUCCACCGCCACGAGGUUCUCCAGAAGUACGCCAAUCUCUGCAUCGGCACGGUCCAAGGCGAGACGCCCGAAGUCAUCGAUCCACAGCCGGGCGAUCUGUCGAGGGUGCCGUACGCGGAGCCGCUGUGGCUGACCCCCCAGUUCAAAACGCCCUACUACAACGCCUCGCACCGUGCCCUCCAAAAGGCCGUGAGAGAGUUCGUGGACCGCGACAUCUACCCCGAAGCCCAAGAAAAAGAACUCGACGGCACCUACGUCUCACAGGAACUGGUCGAUAAGAUGGCCUCGAACGGCCUCCUCGCCAUGCGACUCGGGCCCGGCAAGCACCUCCACGGCCGCAAACUGCUCGGCGAUGUCAAGGGCGAGGAAUUCGACUAUUUCCACGAUUUGAUCGUCGCACAAGAGCUCUCGCGCGCCCUGGCAAGAGGCUUCCAGGACGGAAACAUGGCGGGCAUGAUGAUCUCGUUGACGGCCGUCAGGCAGUGGGCAAAUGAUUCUGCGUUGAAAGAUAAAGUCACCGAGGAGUGUUUGAGCGGGAAGAAGUUCAUGUGCCUUGCCGUCACCGAGGCGUUCGCGGGUAGCGAUGUUUCGGGAAUCAGGACAACUGCCACAAAGACUGAGGACGGCAAAUAUUACAUAAUCAAUGGGACAAAGAAAUGGAUCACCAACGGCAUGUUUGCGGACUAUUUCGUCACGGGGUGCAAGACCGAAAAGGGAUUCAGUGUCAUCCUGGUCCCGCGGGACGACAACAUCGAGACCAAACGCAUCAAGACAUCAUAUUCCACGGCGGCGGCCACGACAUUCGUCCAAUUCGACAAUGUCAAGGUGCCGGUGAACCAUCUCCUGGGCAAGGAGGACAACGGCUUCAUCGUCAUCAUGAGCAAUUUCAACCACGAGCGCUGGGCCAUGGUUUGCUUCGUGACACGGUGGAUGCGCACCAUUGUGGAAGAGUGCCUGAAGUGGACGAACCAGAGGAUCGUCUUUGGGAAGCCGCUGGUGACCCAACCCGUGAUCCGACAGAAACUCGCCAAGAUGAUCUCGCAGACCGAGGCGUGCCAGUCGUGGCUCGAGACCAUCACUUACCAAAUGAACCAGAUGGACUAUGCCCAGCAGUCGAAGCUGCUAGGCGGGCCGAUUGGGCUGUUGAAGUCGUACGUGACGCGGUGCGCGCACGACGUGGCCGACGAUGCCGUCAACAUCUUUGGCGGCCGCGGCAUCACCCAGACGGGCAUGGGCCGCUUCGUCGAGCAGUUCCACCGAACGUACAAGUUCGACGCCAUCUUGGGCGGUACCGAGGAGAUCCUGGCCGAUCUCGGUGUGAGGCAGGCCAUCAAGGCGAUGCCCAAGGCUAUGCUGUGA
This is a messenger RNA of Fonsecaea pedrosoi CBS 271.37, 1560 nucleotides long. RefSeq lists its product as uncharacterized. The coding region runs from base 1 to 1560 and encodes 519 amino acids. The transcript is spliced from 5 exons. Lineage: Eukaryota; Fungi; Ascomycota; Eurotiomycetes; Chaetothyriales; Herpotrichiellaceae. The record is from RefSeq and is a predicted model, not a curated record. Gene Ontology annotation, molecular function: heme binding; acyl-CoA dehydrogenase activity; flavin adenine dinucleotide binding.